This is a messenger RNA of Monascus purpureus, 2261 nucleotides long. NCBI's taxonomy places the organism in Eukaryota, Fungi, Ascomycota, Eurotiomycetes, Eurotiales, Aspergillaceae. The record is from the annotation of a GenBank genome assembly.
AUGCCCCCCCAUCCUCUCGCCAUCCUGUCUGAACAGGAAACAACCCGCGCUCGCGAUGUUGUCCUUGCCUCUUAUACAGACAAGGUGAUCGAUUUUCGCGAGAUCUACCUCCUGGAACCUCCUAAAGCUCAGUUGAAGGAGUACUUGGCACUAGAACACUCCGCCAGACUAAGUCCAACAAGUCCCCGUCCUCCACGUCUUGCUCUAUGCCAGUACGAUGUGAUUGGGACAGACCGUCUACCGGAAUACCAUGAAUCGGUUGUAGAUGUUGAGUUAGGAAAGUGUGUGAAGCAUCAGGUUGUAGGAAAACCCCAUCAUGCUAGUAUAAUCCAGAAGGAGUUUGAUAUUCUCGUGGAACGCUGUGAGACGUCUUCACUUUUCAAGCAGGCACUGUCUGACUUUGAUCUGCCCGAGGGAUUCGAGGUCGUUAUUGAACCAUGGCCCUAUGGCCCUGUGGACUACCCGGAGGAAAACCGCCGUUAUGUCCAGGCGUUGUGCUUCGCGCGCGACACUCGUUCCGGAAAUCCAGAUGCCAACUUUUACUCGUACCCUCUGCCGGUGAUUCCCGUUAUGGACGCUGUCACGCAGGAGAUUGUUCGUGUCGAUCGUCCCGCGACAGGAGGCAAGGGGGAGGGCCUGCGAGAGCAGACAUUCAACCGCGACAUCAUUGGCCACUGCAAAGCUUCAGAUUACAUUCCAGAGCUGCUGCCUGAAGGAACUCGGAAGGACUUGAAACAGCUGAACGUGGUUCAGCCAGAGGGCCCGUCUUUCCGCAUCACCGACGAAUCGUUGGUUGAAUGGCAAAAGUGGCGGUUCCGUGUGGGAUUUAAUCCGCGCGAAGGCGCUACAAUCCAUGAUGUCUGGUAUGAUGGCCGUAGUGUCAUGUACCGUCUAAGCGUCAGUGAAAUGACUGUUCCAUAUGCAGACCCCCGACCGCCGUACCAUCGGAAACAGGCCUUUGAUUUCGGUGAUGGUGGUGGUGGAAAUAUGGCAAACAAUCUCUCCUUAGGUUGUGAUUGUCUGGGACUGAUCAAGUACUUUGACGCAGUCGCCACUGAGGCCGACGGCACGGCUAAGAAAUUACCAAAUGUCAUCUGCCUGCAUGAACAGGACAAUGGUAUUGGAUGGAAGCACUCCAACUGGAGGACUGGACGUGCAGUCGUCACUCGCCACCGUGAAUUGGUAGUCCAAUUCAUCAUCACACUGGCCAACUACGAAUACAUCUUCGCGUACAAAUUCGACCAGUCCGGAGGCAUCACCCUUGAAGCACGAGCAACAGGGAUCUUGAACGUUGUGAACAUUGAUGCCGGAAAGACCAGUGAAUAUGGCAACGUGGUCAGUGAAGGAGUUCUCGCCCAGAACCACCAACACGUCUUCAACGUCCGUAUCGACCCCGCGAUUGACGGUCAUGAAAAUUCCGUAAUUGUCGAAGAAGCUCACCGCGUGCCGAUGAACCAAGAGACGAAUCCGAAUGGGAACUUCUACAAGAUCGUCAGGACUCCCGUGGAGCGAGCAGGCUGGCUAGACGCAGCACCAGAGCUCAACCGCACUGUCAAGAUUAUCAAUCCUCAUAAGAUAAACCCCAUCAGCAAGAAUCCCGUGGCAUACAAAUUUCAACCCCUGCCAACGCAGCUGCUCCUCGCCGACCCAGACUCCAUCCAGGCUCGUCGUGCACAGUUUGCUCAGCAUCACGUCUGGGUCACCAAAUACAAAGAUUAUGAACUCUAUGCCGGCGGAAGAUACACAUUACAGAGCCGGGAAGAGAUUGGUGGCGUUGCAGAUGCGGUCCAGCGCGGUGAAAGCGUCACUGACACGGAUCUGGUCGUGUGGACUUCGUUUGGCAUCACGCAUAUUCCCCGUGUGGAAGAUUGGCCCGUCAUGCCCGUCGAAACGUUCCAGCUUAUGAUUCGGCCGUAUGAUUUCUUUACCGAGAAUCCUUCACUUGACGUGCCCUCGAACAAGAACUUGUCCUCGACGUUGGCGCCUGCGAAUUGCUGCCGACAUUCACAUAUUUAGCCUGUCUAGUCGUGUAGAUGAAAUUUUGUUGUGGCGUAUAUAAAUCAACUGCAUGCAUAUUCCGUACAUGCGAUAGAUAAAAGACCCCCAGCCUCGGUACCUGCUGUACAUUCAGGUGUGUACACGUCUAGAGGCAUGCCUAUGAAAAAGAUGAAAAUGAAUAUUUGUUCAACCAUUAUUUAUUGAUGGCAAAAGACUUAAUGAUGUACAGCAUCGUAUAAUACAACAGCAAUAUUUGAUGUGGA